AUGAGCGUAGCCACCCAAAAUCCGGCGGGAGUGCCCGUCCCUCCUGCCCAUGAGCAUCAGCCACAGCCACAUGCCGCGUCCAAAUCGAUACAGUUACCACCAUCACCACCAGAGACCGUGAACGGAGACGACACCAAGUCUACCACUUCGACAUCAGAAUCAGACUUUCCGCUUCCACCACCAGCAAAUGCUCCACCACAAGUUCUGGACGUUGAUAAACCCACUCCGGACGCGCAUGUACCAAGAGACCCCAGACUAAUCCGGCUAACGGGUGUUCAUCCUUUCAACACCGAAGCACCGUUAACGGACUUGUUCAACGAGGGUUUCUUGACUAGCCCAGAGCUGUUCUAUGUGCGAAACCAUGGCCCAGUGCCUGAUGUACAGGAUGCAGAGUGUCUUGAUUGGGAGUUCUCGGUUGAAGGUCUGGUAGCCAACCCCCUCAAGAUCACGUUGCGACAGUUACUUGAGGAAUACGAGAAUGUCACAUAUCCUGUAACUCUAGUCUGUGCCGGUAACAGGCGGAAAGAGCAAAACGUCGUGAGGAAGAGCAAAGGAUUUUCUUGGGGCCCAGCCGGCGUUUCAACAGCGUUGUUCACUGGUGUGGUCAUGAGAGACAUCAUUGAGCGAGCGAAGCCACUACGGAAAGCGAAGUACGUGUGCAUGGAAGGUGCUGACAAACUUCCCAACGGAUACUACGGCACAUCGGUGAAACUUAAUUGGGUCAUGGACCCAAACCGGGGCAUCAUGUUGGCGCACAAGAUGAAUGGCGAGAUGCUGCGACCUGAUCACGGCAAGCCGUUAAGAGCCGUGAUACCGGGACAGAUUGGUGGCCGAAGCGUGAAGUGGUUGAAGAAGUUGAUCGUCACGUCUGAGCCAAGCGACAACUGGUACCACAUUUACGACAACCGAGUGCUACCUACCACUGUCGACCCAGACGAGGCAGCCAAGAACGCGAAGUGGUGGAUGGACGAUCGCUACGCCAUCUAUGAUCUCUCACCCAACUCGGCUAUUGCAUGUCCCGCCCACGAAGAGAAGCUGGCCUUAUCUUCAAGUCCCGAGUCGUACAACGUCCGGGGUUACGCCUACAGUGGCGGUGGACGACGCGUGACAAGAUGCGAACUAUCGCUCGACAAGGGAAAGACAUGGCGACUUGCGAAGAUCGAUUACGCAGAAGACAAGUACCGGGCCUUUGAAGACCGACAACUAUACGGCGCAAGAUUGGACAUGGACUGGCGCGAAACGAGCUUCUGCUGGUGCUUCUGGAAUCUGGAGAUUAGCACUGCCGAGCUGAAAGAGGCGGAUGAUAUCGUGGUGCGGGUGAUGGACGAGGCGAUGUGCGUUCAGCCAAGAGACAUGUACUGGAGUGUGUUGGGUAUGAUGAACAACCCAUGGUUCCGGAUAGUUAUUCACAAGGAAGACGACAUACUCCGAUUUGAGCACCCGACGCAACCCGCGUUGAUGCCUGGUGGCUGGAUGGAGCGCGUCAAGAAGGCCGGUGGAAAUCUCACGAACGGAUACUGGGGCGAGAAGAUUGGAGGUGAAGAGCCAGAACAUGCUGCCAUCGAGGAGGCGAAAGAGAUCAAAAUGACGAAAGAUGGGGUUGACAAGGUCAUCGAGAUCGAUGAGCUGCGGCAGCACGACAAGGCUGAGAACCCGUGGUUCAUAGUCAACGGCGAAGUCUACGACGGCACUACUUUCCUGGAAGGCCACCCGGGUGGUGCGCAGAGCAUCAUAAGCGCAGCGGCCCAGGAUGCUACAGAUGAGUUUAUGGCGAUUCACAGCGAAACAGCCAAAGCCAUGAUGCCAGACUAUCACAUCGGCACGCUUUCAGAAGCCUCCCGCAAACUCCUUUCAGAACCCGAACACAUCCCCGAAUCCACCACCCCGCGCCCCAUCUUCCUCGACUCCCGCAACUGGCGCAAAACCCUCCUCCACUCCAAGACAAAAGUCUCCUGGGACACACGCAUCUUCCGCUUCAAGCUCGACCAUCCGGACCAAGCGCUCGGCCUACCCACCGGCCAACACCUCAUGAUCCGUCUCCGCGAUCCCGUCACUCGCGAAGCCAUAAUUCGGUCCUACACACCCAUAAGCCAAACCACGCAAACCGGCUACUGCGACGUUCUCAUCAAAGUCUACGCCGACACACCCCACCGCGCGGGCGGCAAAAUGACAAAAGCCCUCGACUCCAUCCCCACAGGCCACUGGGUUGAUUUCAAAGGCCCCAUUGGUAAAUUCGAGUACCUAGGUCGCGGUCUAUGUGCCGUCAACGGAAAAGAGCGGCGAGUGAAGCGUUUCUUCAUGAUCUGCGGCGGCAGUGGCAUCACGCCCAUCUUCCAGGUCUUACGCGCUGUCAUGCAGGACAGAGAGGAUGAGACGCAUUGCACUGUUCUCAACGGCAACCGGCUGGUAGAAGAUAUACUGUGCAGAGAGGAUUUGGAUGCUUUUGCCAAGGACAACACGGAGAGGUCCUUUACACACAUCAUGGCUGAGACGGAGCCAAUCGUCACACAUGGCAUCGAGCCUUCAUCUGGCGAAUCACACUCUCCACCUGGCGACCGCCAUGUCACAGCGACAUGGGGAUCGAAAGACGGGAACAUAUCGAAUGCGGAGUGGAACGAUGCGGAAGCUAACAAGCUGCCUGAGAAGGUAGCUGAUUUGGAGAAGAAGGGCGAGAUAAAUGAUCAACACCCACGGAAGAAGAUUGUGGUUGUUGGAUUGGGUAUGGUGGGCAUUGCAUUUAUUGAGAAACUCAUGAAGUACGAUGUGAAGCGGAGAGAGUACGACGUGGUUGUCAUUGGCGAAGAACCACAUCUUGCAUACAACCGCGUCGGCUUGACGAGCUUUUUCCAACAUCGGAAAGUCGAGAACUUGUAUCUCAACCCCAGGGAAUGGUAUGCAUCAAUGCCGGAAGGCUCGCUGAACUACCAUCUCAACACCCUCGUUACCGAAAUCGACUCCACCGAAAAGAACGUUAAGACCUCAUCCGGCGAAACGGUACCUUACGAUAUCUUGGUCCUGGCAACAGGGUCCGACGCGCUCCUCCCUCGACAUACACCCGGCCAUGACGCGAAUGGCGUAUUCGUAUACCGCACAAUCGAAGACCUACAAAGACUCAUCGAGUUUUCUUCGACAAGGAAAGGUACAACAGGCGCCGUGGUUGGUGGUGGUCUGCUAGGUCUGGAAGCCGCACACGCGAUGAUGGACCUUGAAGAUUUCGCGAAAGUGAAGCUCAUUGAGCGGAAUCGAUGGGUGCUAUCGAGACAACUGGAUGGCGAUGCGGGCGGUAUGGUCGUCGAACAGGUCCGCGCUUUGGGCUUGGAUGUCAUGCUAAGCAAGAGAGUGGGCAAGAUCUUGACAACCGAGGACAACUUCGUCAAGGGUGUGGUGUUUGAGGACGGUGAUGAGAUGGAGUGCUCGUGCAUUUGCUUCGCGAUCGGUAUCAAAUCAAGAGACGAGCUCGCCCGGAAAGCCGGUAUCAAAUGCGCCGAUCGAGGAGGUGGUAUCGUAGUCGGCCCUGACCUAGCGACUUCACAACCGGACAUCUACGCCGUAGGCGAAUGCGCCAGCUGGGAGAAUCAGACAUUCGGUCUCAUCGCCCCUGGUGUUGAGAUGGCAGAUGUCCUCGCCUUCAACCUCACACAAGCGAAAGCACACGCGCCGCGCAAGUUCAAAGCACCGGAUCUAAGCACUACGCUCAAGCUGCUGGGCGUCGAAGUCGCGAGCUUCGGUGACUUUUUCGCGGAUCGCGACGGUCCGAAGAAUAUGCCUGGACGGCCGCGAGCUGAGAAGAAAGAUGCCAACGGAGCGACGCCGAGAGAUCGAGUUAAGAACCUGACGGACGGACCAGCGCCACCACCAGUCAAGGCUUUGACGUACAAGGACCCAUUCCAGCAAGUGUACAAGAAGUAUCUGUUUACAAUGGACGGAAAGUACCUGUUGGGUGGCAUGAUGAUUGGCGACACGAAAGACUACAUCAAGCUGGUGCCCAUGGUGAAGAACGAGAAGCAGCUGGAAAUGGCGCCAAGUGAGCUUAUCGUUGGUGCGCAGAAGGGCGACGACGACGGUUCAGAUCUGUCCGGCGACACACAGAUCUGCUCAUGUCACAACGUUACGAAGGACGAUGUGGUCAAUGCCACCAAGGACGGAACAUGCAAGAGCAUCGGCGACGUCAAGUCUUGCACCAAAGCCGGCACCGGAUGCGGAGGCUGCAUGCCGCUCGUACAGACAAUCUUCAACAAGACCAUGGCUUCCAUGGGCAACGAAGUCAAAAAUCACCUCUGCCCGCAUUUCGAGUACUCGCGCGCCGAUCUCUUCAACAUCAUCUACGUCAAGGGCCUGAAGGAAUUUGCUGCCGUCAUGAAAGAGGCUGGAAAAGAUCCAAACUCCUUGGGUUGCGAAGCCUGCAAGCCGACCAUUGGCAACAUCGUCGCUUCGCUGUACAACAAGCAUCUACUUGAAGUUAACAACAGGGGUCUACAAGAUACCAACGACAGAUUUCUGGCCAACAUCCAACGCAACGGCACCUUUUCGGUUGUUCCGCGAGUCUCAGGUGGUGAGAUUACCCCGGAGAAGCUGAUCGUCAUCGGUACCGUCGCGAAGAAGUACAACCUCUACACCAAGAUCACCGGUGGCCAGCGUAUUGACAUGUUCGGCGCACGGAAACAAGACCUCCCCGACAUCUGGCAAGAGCUCAUCGAUGGUGGAAUGGAGUCUGGUCACGCAUACGCCAAGUCACUACGAACAGUCAAGUCAUGUGUCGGUACUACAUGGUGCCGAUUCGGCAUCGGCGACAGCGUGGGCAUGGCUGUGCGUCUAGAAGAGCGCUACAAGUCCAUCCGUGGACCCCACAAGAUCAAGGGUGGUGUGUCCGGCUGCGUACGCGAGUGCGCUGAAGCACAGAACAAGGACUUUGGUCUCAUUGCAACUGAGAAGGGCUUCAACAUCUUCGUGGGCGGCAAUGGUGGCGCGAAGCCACGACACUCGGAGCUACUCGCCAAGGACGUACCACCAGACGACGUGGUGCCCAUCCUCGACCGCUACCUCUCUUUCUAUAUCCGCACAGCCGACAAGCUCCAAAGAACAGCGCGCUGGAUGGAGAACCUCCCCGGCGGCAUCAAGUACCUCCAAGAAGUCAUCCUCGAAGACAAGCUAGGCAUCUGCGCAGAUCUCGAGAAGCAGAUGGAAGACCUCGUCGGCACCUUCUUCUGCGAAUGGACCGAAGUACUCAAAGACCCCAAGAAGCGUUCCUGGUUCUCCCAAUUCGCAAACACAUCCGAAACCAUCGUCGACACCAUCGAACCGACCCAAGAGCGCGGCCAAGAACGGCCCUCAUACUGGCCCAAAGACUCCAUCACAGAAGACUUCCGCGGCACAAAAUGGACAGAACUAUCCUGGCAGCCCCUUGUCAAAGCCGAAGAGUUCAAAGACGCAGACACAGGCGACAGCAAGGCCAUCAAGCGCGGCGACACGCAACUCGCCGUCUUCAAAGUCCGCGGUAAAUACUACUGCACCCAGCAAAUGUGCCCGCACAAGCGCGCCUUCGUCCUCUCCGACGGCCUCAUCGGCGACGACCUCGCCAACAACAAACUCUGGGUCAGCUGCCCGUACCACAAACGCAACUACGAACUCUCCGGCGACAACGCGGGCAAAUGCGCAAACGACGAGAGCGUUAACAUCGCCGUCUUUCCAAUUGAGGAACGCGGUGAUGGCUGGUUGUAUGUCAAGUUGCCCAGUGUGGAGGAACUGGAUAGUGUGCUUGGUACGAGUAAGUUUAAGAUCAAGAAGAGUGAGACGGAAGAUCCGUUUGUGGCGCUGGAUAAGAAGUUGCAGAGGAUGCAGUUGAAGGGACGGAAGGGCAUGCAGGUUUCGCAUCUUGAGGGUGGGUUGGGAGAGAAGGCGAAGGCGGCGCAGAUACUGGCUGGUGGCGAGAGGGGGGCUGGGGGCCUGGACUGGUAG
Molecule: messenger RNA, 5955 nt
Organism: Alternaria novae-zelandiae
Lineage: Eukaryota; Fungi; Ascomycota; Dothideomycetes; Pleosporales; Pleosporaceae
Exons: 10
Coding region: 1-5955 (1984 amino acids)
Molecular function (GO): nitrite reductase [NAD(P)H] activity; molybdopterin cofactor binding; heme binding
Source: RefSeq, a predicted model, not a curated record